Anthostomella pinea is the source of this 1299-nucleotide messenger RNA. The record is from the annotation of a GenBank genome assembly. NCBI's taxonomy places the organism in Eukaryota, Fungi, Ascomycota, Sordariomycetes, Xylariales, Xylariaceae.
AUGGCCCUCAAGAUCCUCAUCAUCGGCGCCGGCGUCUGCGGGCCCGCCCUGGCGCUCCUCCUCCGGCGCGCCUCCGCCGCAUCGCACGAGAUAACAGUCGUCGAGCGAGCGCCGUGCCUACGCCAGACAGGGCUGCAGAUCGACCUGCGCGCACAAGGCAUCGCCGUGGUGCGCAAGCUGGGACUGACGGACGCAGUGCGCGAGGCCGUCGUGUCCGAGGCCGGGUUCACGAUCGUAGACGCCGACGGCAAGCAGAGGGCCGUGUUCGGGAAGAACGAGUCCGGGCGCGGGCAGCAGUCCUUCACGAGCGAGUUCGAGAUCAUGCGCGGGGACCUGGUGGGCGUGUUCUACCGCGCGAGCCUGGAGGAGCGGAAGGAGGAGACAACGCAGAGCGGAGGAAGCACCGUACACUACGAAUUCGACAGGUCCGUCACCGACCUGACGCAAGACGACACCGGUGCGACCGCCACGUUCUCCGACGGCACGACGCGCAGCUACGAUCUUGUUGUUGGUGCCGACGGGCAGCGCUCGCGCACGCGACGCAUGGUGCUCGGCAGCCAGGCGGCCAGCGACGCCACCUUCAGGUCGCUGCGCCUCUUCAUCGCCUACUUCACGAUCCCGCGCGCCGCCGACGACAACGACCUGGCCAAGUGGUUCUCAGCGCCCGGGAGCCGCGGCAUCAUGGUGCGGUCGGGCGCGAACCAGCCGCGCACGCAGAUCUACCUCGCCAAGCACGUCGACUCCGAGCACGGCCCCGAGGCGGCCGAGCUGCGCGCGUGUCUGAAGGAACCGGCCGCGGCGCAGAUGGACGCGUUCGCGCGCCUCUUCGACGGCGCGGGGUGGCAGACGGAGCGGUUCCUGCGGGAGAUGCGUGCCGACCCCGACUUCUACGCGCAGGAGAUCGGGCAGGUAAAGGGCUGCCAACUGACGCGGGGCCGUGUGGCGCUGGUCGGCGACGCGGGAUACACGCCGAGCCCCAUCACGGGCAUGGGGACGACGCUCGCGCUGACGGGGGCGUACGUGCUGGCGGGCGAGCUGGCGCGGCACGGGGGCGACGUGGAAGCCGCGCUAAAGGGCUACGAGAGGGUCAUGCGGCCGUUUGUCGACGAGGCGCAGAAGCUGCCGCCUGGGGCGCCGGGGAUCCUGUAUAUGAAGUCAAAGUGGGGGGUCGGUGUUUUUAACAGUAUUGCGACCUGGGUCUCGUGGCUGGGGAUCGACAAGCUUGUCAAUCAGAUGAUGCCGGAGGAUAAGGGGGGUUUGAAGAUUCCAGAGUACCCGAAGCUAGAUCUACUGCCGUAG